GCGGUAAUGAUUGGGCCCCGUCUCAAAGCCUGCCUUUUUGUGAUAGGACGGUGGAAGCAGUUCUCCCUACCCCCUCCUCACAGCGACACUCGCCGUCUUACACACACACAUUUCUCCCUGCAUCCUCUUUCUUCACCUUUAUUGCGCUGUAACCGAGAUGGGAUUAUCCAGCCUGUCGAGUCUUGUUGCAUCUGGAUGAAAUGCUUUUUGACACAGCAGCAUCAAUGAGGACGGACUCCCAGCUGAAGAUGCAACAUGCCACCCACAUCUCAGCGUCACUGAGAGAACGGGGACCGGAUUGAAAACCCCUUAGUUGAAUCGUUCUCUUUUUGUUUGUUUUUUCGUCCAUCGCACGUCUUUUCUCGUUUGCUAUUUCGUUUGGGCCUACAUGCACUGUUUCAGCGUUACGCACGUUAAGUGAACUGCUGUGUCUUUUCCAUUUUCUGGAACUAGUUGUGAUGAACCCCCGUCAGACGGCAGAGCCAUAAAGGCAUGAAAAAACUGGCUUUGACAGCGCAGUGAGCAGGACUCUGGAUCUGAAUGAACUAGAGAAAGCUCAAGAAUGCUACCAGGACGAUGACAUUCACUAAAUUGCCUUCACCACACAUGAGGCCGAGAAUAUGUAAGGUCCCUUUGGAGCUGAUUGUCCUCAUUUUGGAAAACGUCACAGCGCAGAGAGGAAGGAGGACCUGAUUUAUCUUUUCUACGUUUUCCUUGGAUAUGCCAUAGAGACUCUUGCUUUAAAAUGGUUCAGGCACGGAACUUUACCAGUGCUGUUUUUGUUAAACUCUCCCUUUUUAUAAGGAUUUACUUAUUUGGCGCUUGAGGUUGAGUGACAACCAUGACAAUAACAGUCUUUUGCCUGGCUUCAGACACCUUACUUUAGCUGUAAACAAACCACUACAGCUUAUGAACUGCUGGAGAAUGGAAGGACAGUGACAUCUUUAUCAUUUUCAAGCCAGUCUGUCACAGCUGAUCCAUGUAAUUCUCCACCAGCAAAUGAAAAGUCUGAGAUGGCCCGGUCUUGGCUGGGCACCUCAUUUUGUCAUAUUGAUCUCGUCUGUGCUGUUUAACUUUGACACAGAGUGAUGUAUGACCUGUGCACUCGGCCUGAGCAGCCAGAGCCUGCACCAGCACACACAGACAUGGAGAGCCAUGAGGUGGACCAAGCUCUCGGGCAACAACAGUCGGAGUUGACGGGGCCCGAAGAGCAGGAUAAGCAAAAUGGGCUUGUGGCCAAGGCAGUCCCAACCACAACUAAUAUCACAACUACAUCGUUGUUAGGGAAAAGGCACCACUCACUUUAUGCAAACCUCAAUGGUUUUGAAGUUGAAGGCGUACACAAGAAUGGUACUGACUAUGGGUUCUUGGUGCGUCAGAACUCUGAACUCCUGCGAGCCCUCGAUGAGCUGGAGAAGACUUGUACCACACUGAGGGAGGAGAAUGGCCUGCUGUGGAAGAGCAGCGCCCCAGAGACGGAGGAGAAGGUCAGGCGGCUGAGGAGGAAGAACACUGAGCUGUCUGUGCUCGCUAAGAGGCUGGAAGACAGAGCUCGCAAACUGCAGGAGGCCAACCUCAGAGUGGUGAACUCCCCGUCGCUGAUGAGACCCGGGUCAGUGGAACAGUACAAGAGGGCGUUCGCCCGUCAGCGGGCCCGGGACCUGGCCCAGCACGCCGACGCUCUGCUGUCUAAAGACAAAGAAAUCGCCGCUCUGCAGGAGGAGUGCAGAGAGCUGGAGUCACGGCUGGGCACCACCAAGGGCUCCCCUCUUCCAUCUGGCCGAGUGGAAUUCGAGAGGCUUCUCAGGGAGUCUCAGAGGGAGGUGCUGCGGCUCCAGAGGCAGCUGUCCGUCACAUCAUCUGGGCAGCAGCACGACCACAGUCCCGACCUUGGCGGCCCGGCGAAGUGUGGGAGGAUCCAGGAAGAAGAGGAGGAGGAAGACAAGAAAGAAGAUGAGGAAGAUAAGGUUGUAGGAGAGACCCCAUGUGUGGUGUUAGAUGAAGCUCCAUCCAGGUGUGAGAAGACUCCCGGAGAGAAGGAGGAGUCGGGACUGCGAGUAACGCCCCAAACGGGCCUUAGCCCGACCCCCUCCCAUCAGGAGGAGCACACAGAGGAGCAGCACCUACAGUUUCUGGAAAGUGAGCUGAGCAAGAAGAGAAAAGAAUGUGAAAACUUUGAGCAUGAAGUAAAGAAGCGACAGAAGAGAUGUCUGGAUUUGGAGAGCCAGCUUGAGGAUGAGCGAGGCAAAAAUGAGCGACUAAAGGAGGAGGCAGAUCUCCUCAGGAGGAAGGCACUGCUGCUCGACCAGACUCGGGCUGAGAAUGAGGAGCUGAGGGAAGAUCUCUCUGAAGUGACCGCUCAACACAAUUCAGUUCUCGAGGAGAACCAGAGACUCCGUGCCAAACUGGAGAACCUAGAGCAGGUCCUAAAGCAUAUGCGUGAGGUCGCCGAGCGAAGGCAGCAGCUGGAAUUGGAACAUGAUCAGGCACUGGCUAUCCUUAAGUUCAAACAGGAUGAAAUCAAACGGUUACAGCGGGCUCAGUUAUACGCCAAGAGGGAGCAUGAAGGAGUUGUUCAGAUGCUGGAGGAGUUGACGCAGCUUGUGUUGCGGAGGGAGCUGUCCAAGGUACGAGACCUGGAGGAUAAAUGUCGCAGCCAGAGCGAACAGUUCGGCCUGCUAUCCCAUGAGUUGGAGAAGUUUCGACUACAGGCUUCGAAGGCGGACCUGGCCAGCGCUGGCCUCUUCAACAACGCCAGCCUCUCGGUUCUGACCAACGGGGUGGGCCUGACCUCGGAGCGAGACUGCACUGAUGGCUCAUGGGAUAUGGUGUCUUUGGGCGAGAUAGCCUUCUGGAGUCUCGAGGGAGGUGACACUCUCUCCUGCCCUGAGGAUGUGGCCGCUGCGCUGCGUCUCGGGUCCACCCCCCACGCUGCAGGGCUGUCCAGGGUGGAGCGCUCGCCCGUCACCAAGCAUCGAGAGCUGCCCACCAUCAGCGUCAGCAAGUCUUCCUCCAGCAAGUCAGAGCCCACGCACCUCACCCCCAAGUCUGACACGCACCUCAGCCCGCACAAAUCAAGCCCAACUCACGAGGUGGACACCGCCAGUGAAGUGGAGGAGCUGGAUAUUGACGUCGCCCCGGUUCCUUUCACAACCAGCAGAGCAGCGGCAAAACUUCAGGUCUUCAUUGCAAGAUACAGCUAUAAUCCAUAUGACGGCCCCAAUGACAACCCUGAGGUGGAGCUUCCACUCACUGCCGGAGAAUACAUCUACAUGUAUGGAGACAUGGAUGACGAUGGCUUCUAUGAAGGUGAGCUGAUGGACGGACGGAGAGGGCUGGUCCCCUCUAACUUUGUGGAACGCGUAUCGGACGACGACGUCAUGAGCACUCACCACCCAGAGACGGGGGACAUGUCCCAUAACUCCCUGCUAGACAGCAGCCUGCACAGUGCCAGCCACCAGCAUCACCUCCAGAUAGGCAGGACCGUGGCCCCAGCUGCCCCGGCUGCCCCGGCUGCCCCGGCUGCCCCGGCUGCCCCGGCUGCCCUGCCCCCCCCCUCAGCCCCCUCAGAUUCAGCAUCGGCCUUGGCUGUCCCAGCCCCCCUCACCAACGGCCUGGACCUGGACUUGGAGGAGGUGGGAGUGGACGUUGUGCCUUACCCACGUAAGCUUACCCUCAUCAAGCAGCUUGCCAAGAGCAUCAUCAUUGGCUGGGACCCUCCGCUGGUGCCGGCUGGCUGGGGCAAUGUGUGGAGCUACAAUGUGUUUGUGGACCAGGAGCUGCGGCUCAACGUGCCCUUCGGGGCCCAGACCAAAGCAGUGCUGGAGAGGCUGGACAUAAACCUCAAGGCCUACCGCGUGUCAGUGCAGAGCUUGACGGAGAAGGGCCCGUCGGACCAGAUGCGCUGCAGCAUGCUGGUCGGUCGGGACGUGUGUGUGGCGCCCACGCAGCUGCGUCUGGAGAGGAUCACCGCAACCUCUUCCUACCUGUCCUGGCUGCCCAGCAACAGUAACUAUGUGCACAUUGUGUCCUUGAACGAUGAGGAGUGUGAGUUGGUGAAGGCUGGCUGCUGCUCGCUGUGCCUCAAUAACCUCCUGCCCAGCAUGCAGUACAUGGUCAAGGUGGAGGCGCGGCCGCACCGCACGCCAUGGGAGUUACCUGUGGAGAGACGGGAACACAGGAGCGCCACCAUCACCUUCACCACACUGAUGGCAGGUCCCCCCGAUGCUCCUCUGGAUGUCCAGCUGGAGCACGGCCCCUCCCCCGGCAUCGCCCUCAUCAGCUGGCUGCCUGUCACUAUAGAUGCUACCGGGACCUCCAACGGAGUCAGGGUCACUGGAUACACUAUAUAUGCUGACAAGAAAAAGGUGCUGGAGGUGUCUUCCCCCACAGCGGGCAGUGCGCUGCUGGGCCCGUCUCAGAUGCAGUCUCUGCUAGCAGCUCAGGAGCUCACUGUCCGCACCAUGUCCGUCCACGGGGAGUCCUGCGACUCUCUGCCAGUCAAUGUGCCCACCAAGCUGGCUGCCAUCAUGGCAGGACCGGCCCUCCCCGCCCCAGUUAUGCCACCUCAGCCCUGCACCCCUACAGGAGUCAAUAGCCUGUCCUCACCUCCGUCCUAUGGGAACUGUGCUGCCAAAGUCUCCAUGCUGCCAUCAGACUCAGACACCUCUGGCCUCGCAGGGGAGGCUGCUGCCAACCCUUCUUAUGCUCUCCACUCAGAAACUCUUCACUGGUCUGCUUCAUAUGUGAACGCCUGGGCCAACCCCUCCUCUGCUGCUGCCUUUGCUGCGUGUGAGGCCGCAUUACCUGCAGCCUCCAACAUUAUUCCAGUGGUGAACGUGAUCUCCCCGACCUCCUCAGCCCCUAGACCACCUCCAGUAGCAGUAGCUGCCCCAGCCCCAGUGAUGGUAGCAGCAGCAGUGGCAGCAGUGUUGGAGCAGCGCAGAGACCCUGACAGCCCUGGGAUCGUCCGUCCUUUCCCAUCCAUCUCAGACUUCAUCGAGAACCCCAGUGUCAGUGCCAAGCUCGGGACCCCUGAGCGCAUCCCUACCCCGCCCAAAGCCCCAAUCACGGACCUCCUUAACCCUCAGGACAUUAACAUCCACCGACCCCCCAGCUCCUCACCGCUGGAGUCCGAGGCGGAGGAGGAUCAGGAGAACACCCGCAUGGUGUCCAUGGAGGAGUUCCUGAGACACGAUCCAGAGCCGACAUACAGCAGGAACCAGCAGAGUCACAGCAGAGGGCUUGUGGAGCCUCCCAGUGACUACCUCGCAGACAAAAGCCAUUCAGAUCUGUCGGACAUCCUGGAGGAGGAGGAGGAGGAACUCUACUCGGACCACUUCGGACACGCACAGGCCAGGGGCUACACUGUCAGGUCCAACAUGUCACGCAAUGUGCGGACUCCAGACAGUGAGGAGGAGCUACCUGAGAGGAUUCUUAAGUUGCCCCCUGAGGUGCACCACGACCAGAUGUUCAUCAUCCCUGAGGAAGAGAGCAGUCAAGAGGAGCGUUUAGCCCACCGUGGUCAUCCUCGGCACAGGCCCAGCCCCCACCAUGACCCCCAGCAUUACCCGCAUCACCACAAUUUACCCCCUCACCAUCACCACUUCAACAGGGAUCCCAGAACCCUAACCACAGAGCCUUUACUCCGGCACAGACCUCGGACGCAGCACAUGGGUUACCCUGAAGAAGAAGACAUGAAUUUAUAUGAGGGUCCCAGCAGCAGGCGGGUCCGCUGUCCCCCCCAGGUUCCCCCCUACAGCAGAGACAGAUCGCUGCUCAAAGGCCUCGGGGACCGCCUCAGGAGGGAGGCCAUGAUCAGGAGUCAGAUGGCCGCCGCCAUGAACCCCGGACUCAUCCCGCCAAGAACUCACCCGGUCAGCCAGGUGAAACAGACUCUGAUGCCGCCCCUAGGUCACGAGGUGGAGAUUGACGUGGAUUACGGCACAGACGAGGAGGUGGGGAUGGAGCAGAUGUGCUCUGAGUGGUGGGUGGAGGGGGCUCCGAUGGAGCACGGCAGACCCGCUCACCGCAGAGGAAUGAAAGCUGACCCGCCGGAGCCCAGUCAGAUCCCUCCAGCUGAGGCGGGUCCAUCGUGGGGGGUGCAGGGUGAGCCCCCUUGUAAACCAGCUUCCUCACAGGCCAGACAACUCAGAGGUGAUGUCGAUUCACCAAAAAUCAAAGCAGACGGUGACGUCCGUAUCUUUGUGGCCCUCUUCCCUUAUGAUCCCGUCGUCAUGUCACCCAAUCCUGACGCUGCUGAGGAAGAGCUGCCUUUCUCUGAAGGACAGAUCAUCAAAGUUUUCGGAGAUAAAGACGCAGACGGGUUCUACCGAGGAGAGUGUGCGGGUCACCUGGGAUACGUGCCAUGUAACAUGGUGUCAGAGAUCCAGGUGGAGGACGAGGAGACCCGGCAGCAGCUCCUGCAGCAGGGCUUCCUGUCCACAGCCGCCUCCAUGGAGAAAAUAGGCACUCGCACACAUGCACAGCUUCCCAGUCGCCCUGUUCCACCGCCGAAACCGAGACGAUCCAAGAAAGUGGAGUCUGCGGCGCUCUUGGAGGAGAGCUUAGACUCCUCCAGCCAAGAUCCCUGCCAGACUGCCGCUCCACCUGCCGCUCCACCUGCUGCUCCACCUGCCGCUCCACUUGCAGCUCCACCUGUGGGGGGCCCGGCCCCAGGAGCUCGCAGGAUGGUCGCCAUCUUUGAUUAUGAUCCUCGAGAGAGCUCUCCCAACACUGACAUAGAGGCUGAGCUGACCUUCAGUGCAGGAGACAUCAUAAAUGUGUUCGGUGACAUGGACGAAGAUGGCUUCUUCUAUGGAGACUUGAAUGGACACAGAGGCUUGGUGCCCUCUAACUUCCUGCAGGCCGUACCAGAGGAAGCUCCUGCUCAGUCGGCACCAGACCAUAGGAAAGAACUACAGGACACCUGGACGUCUUCUACAGAGGAACAAGAUCCUGGGGCCUCAACCCUAGAAGAAGCUUUGCCCCCCCUAGCAGAACCUCCUCUCCCUGACCCAGCAGAGCACACAGACCUGCCCCCCAAACUGGCCCCCACUUCAAGCCCAGCAUCAGACCCUUCUCCUGCUCCUGCUCCUCUUCCUGCUGCAUCAGUGGAGGCCUGCGGCUCCCCUCCGGCCCCCCUCCCUGCAGACAGCCCAUCAAAGACAGACUGCUCCCCACAAGGCAAGAAGAAAAAAAGCUUUUUCUCCAAAGGCAAGAAGCUGUUCAAAAAGCUGGGAUCCAGCAAGAAAGAUUGAGUCGGCACGUCUGACUCAUUCUUACUACUCGCGUCACAUUGAAAGCACUUUUUCUAUCUGUUAGUCUCAGUAUCUGACGGUUAUUCUACUUUGGCCUUAGAGCACUGCUAGCAGCUGUUAACUUUAGACGACAUCAAUGUACCGCUUACAGCAUCACACGGGCAUGUCGAUGUGCAUGUCGAAGUGUGCGAAUAUAUCCUCUAAAUACUACCUAACUAUCUAAGCAUUUGCAAAUGUUCAUAGGCUUUAACGAUCAAUAUAAAUUACUUAUUAGUCAAUGGAUCGGUUUUAUUUAUAAAAAUAGAUAGAACAGCAGACACACAGCUAAUGAAAUAUUAAAGUUCAUUUUCUGGUGCCACUUUAUUUAUUUAAAAACAAACAGACGCAGCCGUCUAUCUUUUCUCCCUCUGUGUAACUGUUAAGAAUACACUAUCCAUCCUGAGUGGAUGCAUUCUAAAUGUCUUUCUGCAUGUCCCUCUCAUUGUUUCUUGUCUUUGAGAGUAUUUAUACUUUGUACAGAACAUGUUAUUUAUUUGUGUCAGACUCUUGCUUUAACCACAUUGCAGGAAGUGACAUCAGGACAGGAGGUUAGUCAUGUAGAGAGGUCACAGAUAGGUGUAGUAUUAUAUUCUUUAGUAAUGGGCUUUGAGGCUAGCAGUCAUCGAAGGUAAAGAAUGUGAUGUGUGUGUGUGUGUGUGUGUGUGUGUGUGUGUGUGUGUGUGUGUGUGUGUGUGUGUGUGUGUGUGUGUGUGUGUGUGUGUGUGUGUGUGUGUGUGUGUGUGUGUGUGUGUGUGUGUGUGUGUGUGUGUGUGUGUGUGUGUGUGUGUGUGUGUGUGUGUCUGUGUGUGUGAACAGAUGCCCUUUCAGACAUUAGCGUAGCAACAGUCAUAACUGGCCUAAUUGUCACAAACUACGUGCAGUGUGCAGAAAUCAUGUAAUAUCUGUUGAUCGGUAGGCUGCUCUGUUAACUAAGUCAGCUGCAACUGAUGUUUAUCGUCAAACCAUCAUUGAAUCAUGAAUUAACCGUUGGUAUGUACAGCAUCACAGUUUCUUACAGCCAACAGUGUUUUAUCAUGAAAUGACUUGUUUUGUACGACCAACAGUUCAAAACCCAAACAUUUUCAGUUAACUGUAAAGUAGGAAAAGGAAAAGCUAAUUCUCAAAGCUUAUCCUUAAAUCCAUCAAAUAAUUUGCUUAACUUUCUCUUGAUCGACUAACCCAGGGGUUUUCAAAGUCUGAUUCAAAUAUAUGUAGCAGAGUAACAUACAAUAUUUGCAAUAAAAUGUAGUUGAAUAGAAGUAUAAAGUAGCUUUAGCCCUUAUUUGUUAAUAUUUGUGUUAAUCAACACAAUCCAAACCAUUUGAACACUUCCUGUGUGAAGUGUUGCCAUGAUAUACUGACAGUUAUCACUUUAUAACUUUGAUACUGAUGAUACUCAGGCAAAUUCUAGAGUUUGAAAACCUCUGGACUGAUUGAUCAAUUGAGUUGCAGAUCUUACAGAAGACUAUUAAUGCUAGAAAUAAGAAAAAACUCAAAUUGAGGAGAAACCUAUUUUAUAUUUUGAGGAUGAAAAGAAGAUCUUUAAUUGAAAUACAUUUUGGGAAAUAAACAAUGAACUCUUAGAAAUAAAUAAAAAAUAAUUGCUGUAGCGCAUACAUUGAAAAUCUGACUUUAUUCUUGACAUAUCAACCUUAUUCUAAAAAACAUGUCCUCCCUUAAAGAUUUAAAAAAGGAGAACAUAACACUUAGGAUCCUAUUUAAAGUGAAAGGUUUUUAUUCAUAACACCUAGGCUUUCUGGCACGGCUCUACUGCGACACACUCAAUCAGCUGUUUAUGGUUUUGCCUCCAAGUCUGAGUAUGAUUCACUUUUAGAGUGUGAAUAUUAGGCCAUACAGCGUACAUUGUUUCAUGCAGUGUAGCUGAAAUUCGUUUGUUUGUCUCUAAACAUUGGCAUCAUUAAAUGAUAGACUGUUUGGUUGAAGCUAAAGGACACAACGUUAGCAAUAUAGCAUAUUGUGCUAUAUUCCAACACUUAUCAAGACAUUCUGUAUCUUUUAAUGGUUUGUGACACCAUUACUCACACUAAGGUUUAGUUUUGAGUGUGUGUGUGUGUUUGUGGGUGUGUGUGGAGCAGGCCUUAGGGUUGAGUUUGUGAGUCAGUUACAACACACUCUGAUUAGAUCUGUGUGACAUUAGCUGUUAGGCAACUUCUCAGGUUUUUACUUAUAGUUUUCUUACUAAUGCUGAGCCACCUGUUGACUCCAGCUGUCAUAAAACUGCAGAACAUGCCAAAUCUUAGGUGCUUUGCCUGUUACCGUAGCUUCAAAGGAGCGAGUGACGGCAGCAUGGAGAUAAAGUGGAGUAUGUAGAAUCAGAUUGAAGAUUAGGGCCUAGUUUCACCAUUCAAAGUUGGAGGAAAAUAGUUUUUACUUACUGUCGUGAAUGUUUUAAAUGUCUUUCUGUGUUAUAUAAAGGGAGCAUGACGAUGCCAAGACACUUUAGAUGUGAAAUAGCCGGGAUAGAGGCAAGACCGAGUCUGUACUGUAUUUAAAUUUGUUUUCUAAGAGUUGCCGAAAUGUACAGCGAAUAUUUGUACUGCUCUUGUAUUUGACGGCCUUUUAAUGCACAAGUAUUCCUCUACCUGCUGUGUAGUGAGUAGGCGCUAGCACCCAUGUAGGAAGAGUUUUAGCUCAGUCGAUCAUAUUUAGCCUUACAAGAAGACCUUGUUUAGUCUUUAAUCGGUUGUUUACAGGAUGUUUAUUGACUGCAUGCAUACCAAUGUCAUACCCAUGUUCGGCCUUAUUUAUGUUACGGUUAUAUUUAUGUUUCCUAGGCAGACUCGUCUACAAUGUUUGAGUUGUAGAUCGUCAAUGCAGUGGAGAAGAAAGUGUGUAUAUAAUGAACAGUUGUUGUGGUAUAUUUUCAUAAUGCGCGGGAAUCUUUUUUUUUCCGUCUUCCCUCGACCUGCAUCAUUGUUUGAAAAAGUGGAAGAUGUACCUUUUUAUAUAUAUAUAUGUAAUGUUUUUAUUACCCAUCUGUAAAUAUUUUUGUUAAUAUGGUUUUUCAGAUUUCUUUUUUGCAUGUCGAUGGAGGAACAGUAACUGAGGAUGUAGUACACAGAGGACUUGAACAUGUGAUGGUUUGUUUCAAUAUGGAUCUUUUUACAGGAAUAAAGUAUGUAUAUUUUCACAGAAAA
Gymnodraco acuticeps is the source of this 10456-nucleotide messenger RNA. Its product is annotated as RIMS-binding protein 2-like. Gene Ontology annotation, molecular function: protein binding. The transcript is spliced from 32 exons. Gene Ontology annotation, biological process: neuromuscular synaptic transmission. The coding region runs from base 1089 to 7259 and encodes 2056 amino acids. The record is from RefSeq and is a predicted model, not a curated record. NCBI's taxonomy places the organism in Eukaryota, Metazoa, Chordata, Actinopteri, Perciformes, Bathydraconidae.